AUGCCACAUGGACAUGAGAACGCGAGCAAUCCAAUUUCACCAUCAAAACUCCGUCAAAUAGCACCUGCCCUUUCAAAAAAAUCCGACUACGACAUCUAUCAUAUUCCACGUGGAUAUGAAGUACUAUUAGUGCCCAAAGAAGACACAGUUGCAAAUCCUGAUAUUGCCGACGUUGGAUCUCCAAUUUCGUCAACUAAGCCAAUUAUAAUCCCAUUACCCAAAUCCGCCCAAAGUCAAAAUAAUAGUUCAUGGCGUAAACGUAAAUCGAACGAUCACAUUCCGCGACCAAAAAAUUGUUUUAUGGCAUAUCGUGAACAUAUCCAACAUGAAAUCUUGCAAGACAAUCCUGGGAUGAAUAAUAAACUCGUCUCUGUUAUCGCAGCGCAGAAGUGGAAUGAAGAAUCGGAAGAAGUGAAAGAAACUUGGCGCGAAAAGGCGAAGCAAUUAAAAGCAGAGCAUCAACUUAAAUAUCCAAAUUAUAAAUUUUCCCCGAAAAAGAAGCCUGGGAAAACCGUCACGGGUGGUAGAAUUCAAAAGUCAUCGAAAACACGAGCUUCUGCAAAUUCCAAAGUCGUAGGUUUGAGGAAAUCAAAUUUAACUACCGAAUCAACAAUGCACGAUGAAUCUGCAGUCGUUAUUGGAUCACCGAAUUUAUUUCAUGGUAAUGUAGACAAUUCAUUUUGGGGUCAUUACAGAACACCGUCAGGUGAAUCUUCGGAAUGGACGACUACAAGUGAAACUUCAUCUAAUAAUAGUCCAUCGUUUGAAGCUUCUUCCCCAGGGUCAUUCUCACCUCCCACUUUUCAAGUACCCGAGUUCACAAGAUCUACAUCGCCAUUAAGAUUUGAACGACCACCACAAUAUCAAAGUGAUACAUCCACGUCACCCACUAUUAAUCACUUUAAUCUUCUCGAAACAUUUGACCCUUACCCUCCCUAG
This is a messenger RNA of Ambispora leptoticha, 939 nucleotides long. Lineage: Eukaryota; Fungi; Glomeromycota; Glomeromycetes; Archaeosporales; Ambisporaceae. The record is from the annotation of a GenBank genome assembly.